UGAUGUUCCAGCAAGUGCCAAUGGUCAAAAUCGGUGGGAUGAAGCUGGUGCAGAGCAGAGCCAUUCUCAGCUACAUUGCCGCCAAAUACAACCUCUAUGGGAAGGACAUAAAGGAGAGAGCCCUGAUUGAUAUGUACAUAGAAGGUGAGGCAGAUUUGAAUGAAAUGAUCAUACUUUUGCCCAUAACCCCACUUGAUGAGAGAGAUGACAAGAUUGCCCAGAUCAAAGAGAGAACAACAAAUCGUUAUUUCUCUGCAUUUGAAAAAGUGUUGAAGAGCCACGGACAAGACCACCUGGUUGGCAACACGCUGAGCAGGGCUGACGUUCACCUGGUUGAACUUCUCUACUCUGUCGAAGAUCUUGACCCCAGCCUUCUGGCCAACUUCCCUCUGCUGAAGGCCCUGAAAACCAGAAUCAGCAACCUCCCCACCGUGAAGAAGUUUCUGCAGCCUGGCAGCCAGAGGAAGCCUCCAAUGGGUGAGAAAUGUUUGGAAGCAAAGAUUUUCAAGAUGAAAUAAAGCAAGCUAGACUGCCCAGCACACGCAGGACCAAUCCUCUGAAGUUUUCCAACAAUGAAGUGCUUGACUUAAACGUAGAUCCUGGCUUUUGUGACGCCAGUAAACUCUUCAA
Molecule: messenger RNA, 630 nt
Organism: Ceratotherium simum simum (southern white rhinoceros)
Lineage: Eukaryota; Metazoa; Chordata; Mammalia; Perissodactyla; Rhinocerotidae
Product: glutathione S-transferase A1
Biological process (GO): xenobiotic metabolic process; glutathione metabolic process
Cellular component (GO): extracellular exosome; cytosol
Molecular function (GO): glutathione transferase activity
Source: RefSeq, a predicted model, not a curated record